AUGUCGGCAACCAAAUUCAGUAGUUAUUCUUGCUGCACAGCUACUGUAUUUCUCAUUGUCAUCAUCGGUUUUAUUAAUCAGGCUCAAUACGCAAAUGCCUAUGCUUAUUGCCAAUAUUACAAACCGAAUGAUCCAUGGGCUUAUAUAAAACCAUGUCCGAGUGUUUGUUGUCCGUUGACAAUGGAUACACGCGUGAACACCACAUGUUGCGAGCCCGUGAGCUUUUACACAAAUGUUACAACAACCUAUACGGUCUUUGGCUAUAGUUGGUGGAUAAUUCUCGUCUGCGUCAUCUGUUCGAUUGCAGCACUUUGCAUAUUAUGUCAAUCUUACCAACGAUUUUGCGGCACUAAACAUGGAAAACGUUUUAAUACAGCUGUUGACCCUGAAGCAGCAUUUACAAUUUCAAAAGCAGUCGAAGCUGCUAAUCCUAUUGGUAGCUAUACUGUUGCUAAUGAUACGAUCACUUUAGAUCGACCCCCAAGUUAUUCAAAUCAGCCUUCAACUCCCACGCCAACAUCUCCACCGCCUUACAUUACACUCGGUACCGGCAUGCCCAAAGUUUCGGAAUAA
Molecule: messenger RNA, 573 nt
Organism: Adineta ricciae
Lineage: Eukaryota; Metazoa; Rotifera; Eurotatoria; Adinetida; Adinetidae
Source: the annotation of a GenBank genome assembly